Neurospora hispaniola is the source of this 1191-nucleotide messenger RNA. RefSeq lists its product as uncharacterized. Lineage: Eukaryota; Fungi; Ascomycota; Sordariomycetes; Sordariales; Sordariaceae. The coding region runs from base 1 to 1191 and encodes 396 amino acids. The record is from RefSeq and is a predicted model, not a curated record. The transcript has 4 exons.
AUGACUGACUCCUUUGACCCCAUGGAUAUGUUCCAGUUCAUGGACGAACAAUGCGGGACUAUUAAGGUCGGCCUGGAUCUCGGCAGCUCUGGCACUCGCGUUGUUUUUAACUACACCAAAGACAAGAUUUUUGCCUCUCAUGGCUAUCCAUUCGAUGACCAAGGCCCCGUGUACAUGGGCGAAGCUCGUCUGGCCAACCGCGAAUCUGUUUCGCUCAAGUACGGAUUCUAUAUUCUUGCAAACGCAUCGGAUAGGUUCGUGGAUCAGUGUCCUAUGCUACAGAAGCUUCGUCAACACGACAGCGAGGAAUUUCGUCAAAAACUUCGAACCGGAAUCCUGGAGCUGUUGAAAACAGUCCGAAGGUGGAGCCUCGCAAAUAUGCGCAAGCACUGGAAGAUCGAUCGUCUCUCCGUAGGAAUGCCGGCGCAAUGGGGCCUGGAGUUUCAACGUGUUUUUCUGGCUCUUAUUGGAGAGGCCUUCGACUGGGACCGGAUGACGACAUACGACAAGGUCAGCUUCACCAAAGAACCUGAUAGCUUAGCUCAUUCCCUCUUGAACAGAGAGGAACCUUACGUCAGGUCAUCGAAACCUGGCCAAGUCUGGCUGGUCAUUGAGCACGGCGGACAUAACCUGAACGGAGCUUUGUUUCGCGUGGAGAAGCGCCAUGCUGGACCGCCGCGAUUUUACAGAAUGGAAGACGCAUUUGGUGCCUGCGGCGGCAGUGAGCAUCUGCUGCACAAUAUCCUGGCCGCUUUUCAAACCAAAUGCCUCGACCCCCCUGUUGGCUGCCAGGGACCCGCACGCCCAAUGUCCCCUUUCAUCGCCGAACAGAUUCGGAAACAAUUCACCAAAUCGGCGGUUAGAGAAAACUGGGGCCCUCAGCUUUACAAUCUCGGAGAGGAACAGCAGUUCACCUUUACUGUGCGCUUGGUAGAACAUGGGGAGGUUAUUUCGUGCACGUUCGACCAAGCCGAGAUCGAUCAAGCUUGGAACGAAGCGCAUAAAGCUACCUUCGAGCUUGUCGAAAAUCUACUCGAGAAGUUGAGCAAGAGUACCACAGAUGCUGUAAAUGGCACUAUCCCCGAAGCAGUGAUUUGCAUUGCCGGAGGUAGCACGAGAAGCGACCCCUGGAGGCGCAAGGUAUCGGCCAUGAUCAGAGAGGCCAACCUCCCCAUGGCGGUCUUUAUUUGA